This is a messenger RNA of Mytilus californianus (California mussel), 1466 nucleotides long. RefSeq lists its product as uncharacterized. Bases 384 to 1466 code for a protein of 360 amino acids. The transcript is spliced from 4 exons. NCBI's taxonomy places the organism in Eukaryota, Metazoa, Mollusca, Bivalvia, Mytilida, Mytilidae. The record is from RefSeq and is a predicted model, not a curated record.
AAGCAGUUAUAUCAGAUAAUUUUGAUAUAAGACUAAUGAUAUUUCUCCUGCGUACACUUGCAAACAUUGAGGUUGGAGAUUUAUACCCAGUUUAUUCUGAUACAACAAUAGGCGCAAUGCUUUCCAGGAUUCAAUGCAUAAGAAAUGAAACAUUUCGGAACUGUAAAGGACAACUCUCAGGAUAUACUUUCAAUAAAUUCUGGGAUGAAAUUGGACAGGCAGUAUUGAAGUUGGUAUCGUUUCAUCGAAGUGACCUAGGGAAUAAUCAAGAGAAAACACGAUUGAUUGGUAAGAAUAAAAUGUUAUUCAACGUUUAGUACAGUAUGAGUUCAAAAAUUAAGAAUAGUUAGAAAGUUUUUUUUUCACUGCAAAACUUACUAUAAAUGUUUUAUAUAGAUAUGUUGUAUUUAUUUUUAUUUACUUUAGACAGACUUCUUGUGUUGAACCCUAUAAACAUCGACACUAAAUCAUUGCGUAUAUUUAUUUAUAUAUCUGAAAGAUGUCCUGGUAUAAUACUUCACCAAUUUAUUUCUGAGUAUUGCGUGUCAAAAUCAAUAACAAUAGAAGACCUACUUAAACAAGAAAAACACCAACUUUAUCAUAAACGCAUCAAAAAUGAACCAUGCUGUAUAUGCAGGACAGUCUCGACCUACAAUAGAGUUAUUCCGGAAAAGCAGUGGAAAGCAUUGUAUGAGGGAAAUGACGGUAGUUAUUCGCAUUCCUGCUUAUCUGAGCGUAAAUUAUGCAUCGAACGUUUUACUCCAAAAAAGAUAACAACAUUGGAUUUACCAGACUCAAGAGCUUUGAUUCUUAAUAUACCAGAUAUUUUGACUUAUAUGAUUGGUCGUCUAAACAUUAAGAAAUGUAGUCAGUUUCUGCUACGUAACCAGCAUGUUAUAUAUCAUUCUAUGAUUGGGGAAAUGUGUUGCAAAUGUGAUAAAGUACCUACUGAAAAAAUAAUUAUCAACAUAGAGGAAUGGAACAAACUCUUUAAAAGAGAAGAACAUACAUCUUGCAAGACCGGAAGCAAGAUUUGUUGCUGUCAGUACUCAGUAAGAAAUGGAAUUAAAUUCAAAAAUAUUGAGGACAUUUGUUUGUUCAAAAUUUUUACCAUUGCUGGUCCUAUUGGUGUUCUUAACAAUAUUGAACAAAAUGCACUUUUAUACUUUCUAAAUUGGACUGCUGAUGCAAAACCAUUACGAAAAGCGUUAACAUACCUAUUAAACAUGAUAAAAGAUAAAAUGUUUUCCGCAAGCAUAUCAUCCUUCAUACCUCCGGAGUCGGGAGAAACUUCAUCGAAAGAAUUAGAUUCAAGUAGGUGGAUUGCUCGACAUUUGCGAAAACAAGAGACAACAGCAGAACAACAACUUCAAAUUCUGAUACGCGAUGAAGAUCGGCUGAUCGUAAGAAGUGUACUGAUCCCUAAAGAUUUUUCUCCACCUUUAAGAAUGCAAGUAUCUCGUUAA